Messenger RNA from Coffea eugenioides, 937 nucleotides. RefSeq names its product CLAVATA3/ESR (CLE)-related protein 25. Bases 250 to 543 code for a protein of 97 amino acids. The transcript has 2 exons. The record is from RefSeq and is a predicted model, not a curated record. NCBI's taxonomy places the organism in Eukaryota, Viridiplantae, Streptophyta, Magnoliopsida, Gentianales, Rubiaceae.
CAGCUAAGACAUCACUUUUAGUCUUAGCAAAUCAUCCUAUUCUUUGUCUUUCUCGUUUGCUCUCCACCUCAAAAUUUUAUUACUCUCAUUUAUAUGCUCCAAAGGUACAACACUUACGUUUGUUGCCAAUCCUGUUUUGUUCCGUCCUUCAUCUAUAUUCUUGAUCAGGAAAAAAUUCUUGAUCACGGAAAAAGGUGCAGCAGCGUUCCCUUUCAAUCUUGAAGUUGAUAUAUAUUUAGAGCCAAAGAAAUGAAUUGCGGCAGAAGUGGCAGGUGGUGCUCAGAUGUUUUGUUUCGAAGACUUCUGCUGGUAGGACUCAUUUGGUUCUUGUGGGUAGGCAUCUUAGAGAAUGAAGCAGCAACGCUAAAUUCUGAGGUAGCAGGUGGAAGUUGGAAGCAUAUGGAACUGAUAGGAAAGAGGCUUCUUAAUGCUCAUAAACAUUUGGAAAUUAACUUUGUCAGCAAAAGAAGAGUUCCAAAUGGACCAGACCCCAUCCACAACAGAAGGGCUGGCAACUCUCACCGGCCACCAGGUCGAGCAUAGGAGACUCCAAGAGAAGCUACGAUUUAACGCAGAGGAGACUGCAGGCCAUCAUUUGCUUUCUUGUAUGUACUUCUUGGAAAUGUGACCAUGUCUUAUUGACAGCGUUUGAGAAAUCCCAGAUUGUUUAGAUUUUUUACUGACUUGAUCAAUUUGCUAGGUUCGUGGGAGUUAAUGGACUCUUGGGGAUGUGUUUUUAGACAAGGAAAGAAAAUGUUGUCAAAAAAACAGACGAGCUAACUGUUGUAGGAAUGUAGAAUCUUUUCUUUUUUUUUUUCCCUUUCUAAAUGUGUUUUGGACAAGUGUACAACUAGUUGUUCUAGAGAAGAGAGACGGAGUCUUGAGAGUCGAGAUCAGGCAGUCGAAAUUUUGGAAGUGGAAGAACAAGUUUGAUGGA